AUUUUCACAAAUUUUUAAGUUAUUCCUGGGAUCAUGAUUGUUUGUAGAAAGAACUGCUCUUUUUCCUUUCCUUGGCUUCCCCUUCUUUAAACUAACACUAUGGACAACCCGGCACUGGUCGUUCAAGUGAGCUUCAUUAGCUCAUUCGUGUUGCUCAUUGCCUGGUAUUCUUUAUGGCAUUUUGGGCGGCGGUCGUCGGAGCGCGAACGGUCUUUUGUUGUCACUUUGCUCGGUAGUUUUGUGAUGACCAGUUGCUCUAUACCAGUGCUGUACCACUCCUAUCAAGCCGGCUUCGCCAGUUUGCUUGUGCCUGGGCAAAUGUUCGACUGGACUUUGGUGGCGACAUGUUUCUUUAUGACGUCGUUGGCCAUGGAUCUAGGCAUUGGCGCCUUGUUCUAUCGAUCCAAAAUCAACUUUCUAACGGGCUGGGUGCACCACACAGUCUACCUCUUGAUCCUAGGCUGGGCGAUUCAUUGUCACCUUACUCGUCUCUUUGUCGCCAUGUGUAUAUUGGAGCUGCCUACUUUGUGUCUAUCCAUCGGUUGGGUAUUUCCGCAUUUGCGACACGACUAUGUGUUUGCCAGCUUGUAUGUCCCUACACGUAUCGGCUUUCAUGCGUUCAUGGUCGUGAUAGCUUGGCCAUUCAAAUCAGAAGCAUUGGCUGCUUUGCUGGCUAUCUUCCCAUUACACUUAUAUUGGUUUUACGGAUUUAUUUGCCAGCAAAAGCGAAUCCGUAAAGAAAGUCUCAGUGCAAGCAACAGUAUCAUUACCACAACAGACUUGAAGCAGCCACUUUUGCAAGCUACCAUGUCGAGACAAGAGGAGAUAGUACCAGCCGUAUCUCCAGCUCUCUUUUCCAAUGGUCAUAGUUCACGACAGCAUAGCAGUAGUGCAAAAACAGCCGUCAACAAUUACUCGGCAUGCAGCACAAUGAGCGGUCGUAUUCCUAACGAGCCAGCCGAACCUUUUUGCAAUGUACCUGUCGGUAUUACUACCUAACCAUGCAAUCUCUUUUCCACUUUCUCAUUCAUAUGACGCUAUUUCUUUCAUCAUAUAACCCCCUUUUGUGUAUAGCUAUGUAAUAUAGAUGACUUGUCUUAUCAUUUUACAGCCCAUUUUCCGUCUUCCUGCCCUUUUAUUUAUAAACGACAAGCUCAAAUGAGCAUAAUUGUCCAUUUUAUUUCUUUCUUACCAUGCGAGAUUGAUGUACCACACCAUAUAAUUAUAUUGUAAAUUUUCCCUCAUAUCAGCCCCAACAACUACACCCAAAUUUCUACACCCUUAAUUGUUAAGAUUUAUGUAUAACAUCCUUUUA
Messenger RNA from Zychaea mexicana, 1315 nucleotides. RefSeq lists its product as uncharacterized. NCBI's taxonomy places the organism in Eukaryota, Fungi, Mucoromycota, Mucoromycetes, Mucorales, Lichtheimiaceae. The record is from RefSeq and is a predicted model, not a curated record. The transcript has 2 exons. Bases 100 to 999 code for a protein of 299 amino acids.